CUCACUCUCCCUCUCUCUCCUCUCUCACUCUCCCUCUCGCCUGACUGUUCACGGAUAACUCCCGUCUCAGGUAACACCUGGACAGGUAACUCUACUCUCACAGGAGCUGACCCACAAGCUCGCUACACCUGAAACCCUAUCCCUCCUGCAAGACUGGAAAGAUUCUUAUCCAAUCAGAGACCGGCAUGUCUGUCUCAGCAGCAAGUCUCUGCUGUAGACGCUGACACCCCCUGCAGCGGCUCCCCAGCCCCGCCAUUUCCGCUGUAGCGUUGCCUAGUGACCAGGCACUAGAUGAUGAGUGCCCUGGGGGCAGCUGGCGAGGAGGAGAUGCCCCCGCCGGACCUGUGCCACACCUGCGGGCACAGGCACCUGGUGGAGGAGAACCAUGAGUACCUGUACCAGGAGGAGGUGGACGACGACCUGAUGUGCCACAUCUGCCUGCAGCCGCUGAUCCAGCCCAUCGACACGCCCUGCGGCCACACCUACUGCACCGAGUGCCUGACCAGCUUCCUGCUGGAGAAGGACUUCUGCCCUGUGGACCGCGCCCCCCUGCAGCUGCAGACCUGCAAGAAGUCCAGCAUCCUGGUGCACAAGCUGCUGGACAAGCUGGAGAUCAGCUGCCCCUUCAGCGAGUACUGCACCGAGACCCUGCCCCGCGCAGAGCUGGAGGCACACAUCAAGAGCAGGUGUAAAGGUGCGUCGCACUAUGGGCUGUCGGCGGAGAGGAAGCGGCGGUCUCAGGAGGGGGCGUGUACAGACAGCACGUCGGAGCUCACCAUCAGCACCCUGCCCUCCGAAACCCCCGCCGCCACCAUCGCCCUGCUGUCCGACGACCCCGGCCUCGUCAACCCCGCCUUCGACCCCAGUGCCGAGGACAACAGCCAAUCAGGAAGCAACACCAGCCUAGCUGCCCGCAGCACUACCAAGAAGAGGGACUUCAGGAACUUUGACCGUGCCACAGCCAGGGGCCGGUCUUUCCGUCGGAUCAACCGGGCGCUGAGCGCGCUGCGCAGGACCAAGAGCGGGACGUCUGUGCCCAACCAGAGCACCGAGGAGAGGGACAACGCCCGCAACGCCACCGUUCCCCCGGAGGUGCUCCCUCUUCCUCAGCUGCAUCACCUGAUCCCAGAUGGAGAGAUCACCAGUAUAAAGAUAAACCGCUCCAGCGUGACCGAACCCCUGGCCAUCAGCGUCGUCGGGGGCAACGAGACUCCACUGGUCCGCAUCCUCAUCCAGGACAUCUACAGAGAGGGAGUCAUCGCACGAGAUGGACGUCUGCUGCCUGGAGACAUGAUCCUGAAGGUGAACGGCAUUGACAUCAGUAACGUGCCGCACCGCUACGCCGUGGCGACUCUGAAGCGGGCCUGCCAGCUGCUGCGUCUGACCGUGCUUCGGGAGCAGAAGCACCGGUACCGGUCUGUGGGGCCCAGCGCGCCCCCCCCGCCCCACACCGACGCCCCCGCCCCGCGAGACGACAGCCUGCACGUGGUGCUGGCCAAGGGCUGCCCCGGCGAGCAGCUGGGCAUCAAGCUGGUGCGGCGGGCGGACGAGCACGGCGUCUUCGUCUUCCACCUGCUGGACGGCGGCCUGGCGGCGCGCGACGGGCAGCUCCGCAUCAACGACCGCAUCCUCGCCAUCAACGGCCACGACCUGCGCUACGGAGCCCCCGAGCACGCCGCGCUGCUCAUACAGGCGAGUGAAGAGCGGGUGCACUUUAUUGUGUCACGGCAAACACACCUGCACAAUCCAGACUUCCUGCAGGAGGCGCCCUGGAGCAUGGAAGGACCUCCGCCCUACUCACCUGAGGACCCGGAGACCACCCUGCUGGACGCGUGUGUGAAGCCUGCCUGCUAUGAGAAGACGGUGACUCUGCUGAAGGAGCAGCAGGACUCCCUGGGCAUGACGGUGGCUGGCGGGAUGGCCAGCCGCGGCUGGGACCUGCCCAUAUACGUCACCAACGUGGACCCCGAGGGGGUGGUGGGGCAGGAGGGCUCCAUACGCAAAGGGGACAUCCUGCUGAGUGUGAAUGGGUUGGAGCUGACAGGUGUGACUCGGGGGGAGGCGGUAGCCAAUCUGAAGAACACCUCCUCCCCCGUGGUACUGCACGUCCUGGAGAUGCCCCCACCUGAGGACUACCCUGACCCCGACCCCGCCUCCAACCCCGCCUCCCCUCCCACCCUAAGCCCCGCCCCCACCGACGCCAGCUACAGCCCGCUGCCCUGCGAUGACUACUCCCCUCUCUGGGUGUCAUGGUUACAGCUGCCCAGGCACCUGUACUGCUGCAAAGACAUUGUGCUGCGGAGAAGCACGUCUGGUAGCCUGGGCUUCAGCAUCGUCGGGGGUUACGAGGAGCUCCACUGCAACCAGUCCUUCUUCAUCCGCUCCAUCGUGGAGGGAACGCCAGCCUACAACGACGGCAGGAUACGGUGUGGGGACAUUCUGCUGGAGGUGAAUGGAAAGAGCACUUGGGGGAUGACUCACACCAUGCUGGUGCGUCUGCUGAAGGAGCUGAGGGGGCGGAUCACCUUGACCAUCGUGUCCUGGCCAGGCAGCCUGCUAUAGGCCAAGAGAUUCACGUCCUGGCCAGGCAGCCUGCUAUAGGCCGAGACCAUCACAUCCUGGCCAGGCAGCCUGCUAUUGGCUGGGACCCAUCACAUCCUGACCAGGCAGCCUGCUAUUGGCUGGAACCGGGCCAGGGGUGGGGCUAUCACUCACACAUGGACAACUGACACUUUGCCUGGAGUUCACAGACCACCAACCCCUCCCCCUCCCCAAGGCUUGGCUGUUUUGUGGUGAUGAUGUUCUGAAUGGAUAUUGUUUUGGUUAGCCCCGCCCCUCUUGAGUUUCCUUGGAGACUGGCGCUGGGAGGAGCUCAGAAGACACACGUUGCCAAUGAUGUUCGUUCUGUGUUAGUGCGUUUACUAGCCUGUCUGCUGUAAAUGUUGGUGUCUGAAAAUCAGAUUCAAGCACUUGUGUUUCUGUCUUUCUUCUGCUGUUGGAAGGGCCUUUGGACAUAAUAUAUAUGUUAUAUUUUUAUGCUUUAUGUAAUGUUAUUUUUACGCGGUAUGUAUAUUGAUUUUUUUGUUUGCUCUGAGUGAUUUUUCUCCCUGUUAUGUUGAACACAGAUCUGUGUCCAUGUUUCUGAUGCCACGGCGCAGUAUUCCAAUCACUUUGCAAGCAAAAAAAAAAUGUUUAAAAAAAAUCUAAAUAAACAGAAAAUAAAAUUUAAAAAAAUAAAUAGAAGAAUAAAGUUGUGUAGACGUGGAGGCCUUACGGACAUUUGGAGCAGCGGGGAAAUCUGACUUCCUGUGUUUGAGGCCAGGAUCUGUCCACUACGGUGGACCUGUACGGGCUUGUGUGGGUCUGUGUGACAGUACUUUUGGGAAAAUGCUCAAUAAAGCUGUACAUAUGGCAUGUGGCACAGCAGUGGCCUAACUCUGCAGUAACGGGGAUAAAUCCAGCUUAAUCUCACCCUGGGGGGCUUGGGCACUACAUUUCCCAGCAAGCACCACUCUUACAAGGCACACACAUCUUCUUUAGAGAUUCUAGCUUUAAAUCAAAGACUCUAUAGACUCA
This is a messenger RNA of Anguilla anguilla (European eel), 3576 nucleotides long. It is a transcript of the gene lnx1, whose product is annotated as ligand of numb-protein X 1. Gene Ontology annotation, molecular function: protein binding; ubiquitin-protein transferase activity. The transcript is spliced from 12 exons. The record is from RefSeq and is a predicted model, not a curated record. Bases 292 to 2562 code for a protein of 756 amino acids. Gene Ontology annotation, cellular component: cytoplasm. Gene Ontology annotation, biological process: ubiquitin-dependent protein catabolic process. NCBI's taxonomy places the organism in Eukaryota, Metazoa, Chordata, Actinopteri, Anguilliformes, Anguillidae.